CACCCGCCUCCGCCUCUGCCUCCGCCUUCUGGGAGGCUCGAGCCGGUGCGAGGCGGUUCGGCAGCCGCCGGACGGGCUCCGAUCCAGGGUGGUGCGGGGCCUGUGCGGGAGCCCGGAGGCGCGGCCGGCAUGGAGGCGCUGCUGCUGGGCGCGGGGUUGCUGCUGGGCGCCUACGUGCUUGUCUAUUACAACCUCGUGAAGGCCCCGCCCUGCGGUGGCAUAGCCAGCCUGCGCGGCCGCACGGCUGUGGUCACGGGCGCCAACAGCGGCAUCGGGAAGAUGACGGCGCUGGAGCUGGCGCGCCGGGGAGCGCGCGUGGUGCUGGCCUGCCGGAGCCGGGAACGUGGUGAGGCGGCGGCCUUCGACCUCCGCCAGGAGAGUGGGAACAAUGAGGUCAUCUUCAUGGCCUUGGACUUGGCCAAUCUGGCCUCCGUGCGGGCCUUUGCUACUGCCUUCCUGAGCUCUGAGCCACGGCUGGACAUCCUCAUCCACAAUGCCGGGAUCAGUUCCUGUGGCCGGACCCACGAGCCAUUUAACCUGCUGCUGCGAGUGAACCACAUUGGCCCCUUCUUGCUGACACAUCUACUGCUGCCGCGGCUGAAGACAUGCGCCCCCAGUCGCGUGGUGGUGGUAUCCUCAGCCGCCCACCGGCGAGGGCACCUUGACUUCACACGCCUGGACCGCCCAGUGGUGGGCUGGCAGCAGGAGCUGCGGGCAUAUGCCGACAGUAAGCUGGCCAACGUGUUAUUUGCCAGGGAGCUCGCCACUCAGCUUGAGGGUACUGGUGUCACCUGCUAUGCGGCCCACCCAGGGCCUGUGAACUCAGAGCUAUUCCUGCGCCACGUUCCUGGAUGGCUGAGCCCACUUCUGCGCCCACUGGCUUGGCUGGUGCUGCGGACGCCAAGAGGGGGUGCCCAGACACCCCUGUACUGCGCUCUACAGGAGGGCAUUGAACCUCUCAGUGGGAGAUAUUUUGCCAAUUGCCAUGUAGAGGAGGUGCCCCCAGCCGCCCGGGAUGAUCGUGCGGCCCACCGGCUGUGGGAGGCCAGUAAAAGGCUGGCAGGGCUUGGGCCUGGCCAGGAUGCCGAACCUGAUGAAGACCCCCAGCCUGAGGACCCAGGGACCCCAUCUUCCCGGAGCAGCCCCCUCUCUGAGGAGCCCACAGUUUCUGAACCCCAUCCCAUCCCUCACAAUUCACCAGACUUGUCUAAGGUCACACACCGAAUUCAGGUUAAAACUGAACCUGAGCCCUAAAU
Molecule: messenger RNA, 1256 nt
Organism: Prionailurus viverrinus (fishing cat)
Lineage: Eukaryota; Metazoa; Chordata; Mammalia; Carnivora; Felidae
Gene: DHRS13
Product: dehydrogenase/reductase 13
Exons: 5
Coding region: 130-1254 (374 amino acids)
Source: RefSeq, a predicted model, not a curated record